Pocillopora damicornis (cauliflower coral) is the source of this 602-nucleotide messenger RNA. RefSeq lists its product as uncharacterized. NCBI's taxonomy places the organism in Eukaryota, Metazoa, Cnidaria, Anthozoa, Scleractinia, Pocilloporidae. Gene Ontology annotation, biological process: homophilic cell-cell adhesion; protein dephosphorylation. Gene Ontology annotation, cellular component: plasma membrane. Gene Ontology annotation, molecular function: protein binding; protein tyrosine phosphatase activity. The record is from RefSeq and is a predicted model, not a curated record.
AAAUUAUUACGCAUCCUAAGAACUUUACAAUAAAAGAAGGACUCCCCAUGACCUUAUUUUGUAACGCGACCGGAAAUCCACCACCAACACUAUCAUGGACCAAAGAUGGAUCUCCUUUAAAUGACACCCAAGGGAUAACUUUUUCAGGAGACAACAAGACACUGUCUAUAGCGAGUAUUAACAGAUCGGAAAGCGGAAAUUACAGAUGUGUUGCCAGCACCGGCCUUGGAAAUGAUCUCUCAAAUCCUGCAAAAGUCGACAUACAGUUUGCACCUGAAAUCGUGGAAAAUCCGAAGGAUGUCACCAUAGUCGAGGGAGAAGAUGUUGUGUUUAGUUGCACGGUAGAUGGAAAUCCUUCACCAAGAGUCACUUGGACGAAGAACGAGGAAAAACUGAACACAACAACAAAUCUACAACUAACAGCGUCGUCACUGAACAACAAGCACAGUUUGACAAUCAGAGAUGUUCAUCGAUCGGAUUCGGGACAAUACAGAUGUGUGAUUAUUAAUAGUGUUGGCAACAUAACAUCAUCUCCAGGAGAUCUAAAUGUACAAUGUAAGUAACGUACAAAAUCCCUUUAUCGUUAAAAAUAACUACAGUUG